Molecule: messenger RNA, 1698 nt
Organism: Anopheles marshallii
Lineage: Eukaryota; Metazoa; Arthropoda; Insecta; Diptera; Culicidae
Gene: Akt
Product: RAC serine/threonine-protein kinase
Exons: 5
Coding region: 1-1698 (565 amino acids)
Biological process (GO): protein phosphorylation
Molecular function (GO): protein serine/threonine kinase activity; ATP binding
Source: RefSeq, a predicted model, not a curated record
AUGGCUUCCAAAACUGCCCAAAGUACGCCACCCAUUACGAUAUCCGCACCAUCACUGAAAACGGCGGCAUCAACAACAUCGCUGACAUCGAACAUGUCCGUAUCGUCCGGAACAAACACACAGUCGACAAUGUCGAUAUCGUCGGUCGAAACCGUAGUGUCCGCAUCGUCGUCGGCCAAUGCAACGUCGACGGUCGUUAAGUCAGGUUGGUUGUUUAAGCGAGGUGAACACAUCAAAACAUGGCGAUCACGUUAUUUCGUGCUUAAGAGCGACGGCACGCUGGAGGGUUACAAAGUACGACCGGAACCACCGGCCUCGAUUGAACCGUCGAACAAGUUCACCGUACGCGACUGUCAGAUCAUGUCAAUCGAUCGGCCCCGUCCGUACACAUUCAUCAUACGUGGUCUACAAUGGACAACGGUGAUCGAACGGAUGUUUCACGUGGAAAACGAAAUUGAGCGUAAGGAUUGGGUGGACGCUAUCCGCAGCGUUGCGAACAAGCUGAACGAAGAGGAGGUCUACCAAGCGACGCUGCCAAAUGAAACGGACGACGAUGACUGCGAAAUGGGUUCGAUUGCAGAGGACGAACUGGAAAAGAUGCCCAUAUACGGUACGGCCAUGGAUAAAGUAAGCGGUAAGCGAAAGGUGACGCUCGAGAACUUCGAAUUCUUAAAGGUUCUCGGCAAAGGCACCUUUGGUAAAGUAAUCCUCUGUCGCGAGAAAACCACAGCCAAGCUGUACGCUAUCAAAAUACUGAAAAAGGAUGUCAUUAUACAGAAGGAUGAGGUGGCUCAUACGAUGGCGGAAAGCCGAGUGCUGAAAACGACAAACCAUCCGUUUUUGAUAUCGCUGAAAUACUCGUUCCAAACAGUAGAUCGUUUGUGCUUCGUGAUGCAGUACGUCAACGGUGGUGAACUGUUCUUCCAUUUGAGUCGAGAGCGUAUAUUUCCCGAGGAUCGCACGCGAUUUUACGCAGCAGAAAUUAUUUCAGCCCUUGGAUAUUUACACUCUCAUGGCAUUAUUUAUCGCGAUUUGAAAUUGGAAAACUUACUGCUGGAUAAAGAUGGACACAUCAAGAUAGCAGAUUUCGGUCUGUGCAAAGAAGACAUCACCUACGGCCGGACAACGAAGACGUUCUGCGGUACGCCCGAGUAUCUUGCACCGGAAGUGUUGGAGGACAACGAUUAUGGGCAUGCGGUUGAUUGGUGGGGUACGGGUGUUGUAAUGUACGAAAUGAUUUGUGGUCGACUUCCGUUCUACAAUCGCGAUCACGACAUUCUGUUCACACUUAUCCUGAUGGAGGAGGUAAAGUUCCCGCGCAACAUUAGCCCUAAUGCACGCAGUUUGCUCAGUGGGUUGUUGGUUAAAAAUCCGAAACUGCGUCUCGGUGGCGGACCGGAUGACGCGAAGGAAAUUAUGGCCCACCCAUUCUUUGUCAGCAUCAAUUGGUCGGAUUUGGUGGCGAAACGCAUUACGCCACCGUUCAAGCCACAGGUAACAAGCGAUACGGAUACGCGCUAUUUCGAUCGAGAGUUCACCGGUGAAAGUGUUGAGCUAACGCCCUCGGACAAUAAUGGACCAUUGGGCGCAAUUCAGGAGGAACCACACUUUUCGGAAUUCAGCUACCAGGAUAUGGCAUCCACCAUGAACACGCCAAGCUUUAUGAAUCAUUCGCACAACUAUCCUCCGAUGCAGUGA